AUGCAGUUGAAAGGCCUUCAUCAUCGGCAGAGCUGUCCCGAAGGGGCAUAUUAUGUCUGCCAAAAUGGAUUUAGAGGUUGCUGUUCUAUCGAUCCUUGCAAUCCUGGCGCCACCUGCCCAGACACCAGCAGCACCUUGUCUACAUCUCCAGCCAGCACAACAAGCCAAAGUUCAAUUGUCACACCGACAGCCAUAGCGACACCAGCCACGACCCCAAUCGUUUCUUCAGUAAUGAUGUCUCCUUCUCCAACGAGCACCACCUCGACUAGUUCGCUACCAACAGCGACGAGUCUAACAUGCCCAGCCGCCAACAUGACAACAUAUGUCGACUCAAACAAAGUCCAGUACUCGAUUCGUUGCAACGCCGACAAUUCUUACGACUCUUUCAAUUCCACAUCUGUCAGCACAGGAGGAUUUGGCAAGUGCUUUCCAGCAUGUGAUAACCUCGCGGCGUGCGUAGGAUUCACUUUCGUAGGUUCCGACUCGGGAACAUGCUAUUUGAAAUCCGAUCUUCCAGAGGAUAGUUAUUCAAGCACUGCAGGAAGCAACUAUGUAACCGUCGCCUUAUUGAAUCGAGAUGAUCAAAUUGAUCCACCAGCCGAUGCCUUACCAACAAACUCUUCUGGGCCACCACCUGUCUCGAAGAGUACACCCAUUGGUGCUAUCGUCGGAGGUGUGGUUGGUGGCUUGGUUGUUCUCGUUCUUCUUGCUCUGUUCGUAUUCAUUUGUCUGCGCAGACGGCGUAGGAUCAAGAAUGAAGAAAUCAAGUCCGCCACUCAGAGGUUCCCAACAGGUCCCCUGGAGCCUCAUUCGAAAAGUGACUCGCUGUUCGCGGCACUUGGUGGAUUCUACGGAGGACAUACAACAGCGCUGAAGCAAGCACCGCUCGGUGAAUCUCAGCUCGCCAGAGAAGAUUCUGCCAAUGAAUUUGCGGCCGCCAAGUUCGAGAAACCUGCAAACACACCAGCUGCUUACAAGUCAACUGGUCCUGCAGAAGUGGAAGGCAAGCCAAUAUAUCCCUCGGCGAAUGUUGGUCCUGCUCCUGUUGAAAUGGAUGCAAACUCUCCCAUAAUGGCACCAAAAACACCAAUGUCGCCACAGGUUGAUGAAUCACCCGUCCUAGGACGAUAUACCGAUCACGGGCAAAGCAAUCUUGCAGAUGAUGUGCGCAGAAGACAGCACAGUCGGCACAUUAUGAGCUGGAACAAUUACGAUGAUAGAAGUGCGGUAUCGCCUCCUUCGUCCUUAACCAUGUCUCCAAGAAUUGGCUCUCCAGAUGUAAGUCCUUUGGUGAACAAUUCGAGAGAUUCGACUGCAAGCAAAUCACCACCCGAGAGAUACCGAGAACAUUUCGUAUAA
Molecule: messenger RNA, 1359 nt
Organism: Aureobasidium melanogenum CBS 110374
Lineage: Eukaryota; Fungi; Ascomycota; Dothideomycetes; Dothideales; Saccotheciaceae
Exons: 2
Coding region: 1-1359 (452 amino acids)
Source: RefSeq, a predicted model, not a curated record